Triticum urartu is the source of this 1323-nucleotide messenger RNA. RefSeq lists its product as uncharacterized. The record is from RefSeq and is a predicted model, not a curated record. Lineage: Eukaryota; Viridiplantae; Streptophyta; Magnoliopsida; Poales; Poaceae.
CCCUGGAAUAGAGCAAGUAACAUCCCAGGCCACAGUUGUUUAAGCAUCUCAUAAGCUUAAACCAAUAAUCUGCACAGAUAGGAAGUGCAGGCUAGAAGCAACAGGCUGCGAGAGCUAAGAAGAUCUCUUGUUGCCAUGGCUUCCUUCAAGCUGGUACACUUGUGCUUCACAGCCGUGCUGCUCUGUGUUGCCUUCUCCUGUUGCAGAGGGCAGGGAGGAGGUGGCGGCGGUGCCGGAGCAGGAGCAGGAGCAGGAGGCGGAGGGGGGUCGGGCAUCGGCGCAGUAGUACCAGGGACGCAGGACUCGGUCCAGAUCGUGGCGCAAGCCGCUCUCUGCUUUGACAACAGACCAGUGCUCACCGGGUGCCUGCAGGCGAUGGGCAUCAACGCCAGCAGCGGCACCGGCGCGAGCAUGCCGCCGCCUGCUCCGGGCGGCGCGGCGACGGCGAUCAUGUGCAGCCCGCCGUGCUUCGGGCACGUGACCAUGAUGAUGAGCUGCGUCAACGCCAUCUUCGGCAACUUCGUCAGCUACAACCCCGGCCUCAUGCAGGGCGUCCAGGCCGUCUUCCAGAUGUCCUGCGGCAACGUCAACGGCCCAGGAGGAGCCGGCGGUGCUCCCGGAGGUGGAAUGGGAGGCGGGCCGGCUGGUAACGCUGGCGGUGCCAGUGGGGGAGUUGGAGGCGGGGCUGCCGGUGGCAUUCCUAACGGCAUCGGCGGGCCCGGUGGCAUUCCUAACAGCAUGGGCGGUGCCGCCGGCGGAGGCGGUGGCACGUCCGGUGCCAGCGGUGGAGGUGCCAGUGGCACUACGAACACCAUCGGCGGGGCCGCGGGCGGAGGUGCCGGCGGAACUAGCGGCGGGGCUGGAGGCGGCAACGACACUACCAACGGCGGCGCUGCCACCGGUGCCAUCGGCAGCGGCAACAUCACAAGCGUUUCACCCAAUGCAGGCUCGCACGUGGCGGUGAGCAACCAAAGCCAGCCGACCAGCGGCGCGGACGGGCCCACUCUCAGCCUCAAGGGCGGCUGCUCCUCCGCCGUGCUGGCGAUCUGGGCCGGCGCAUGGCUGGUGCUCUUCUAGGUCUGACAGCAACGGCGACGGGCACGCUGCAGCGGCUGUGAUCUCGUUUCUUCUCCGGAUGACAUACUAGAGUGUUGAUUUUAUCACCGUCAGUGAGCAAGGCUGGAUGAUCUUAUAUGUAACCGCAACGCCUGAUUCCCUCGUCUUGAUGAAUGAUGUCUUUGCACGUGUUGUUUUCAGCCUCCUUAUGUUGAUGGCUUUUGUUCAAAAAAAAAAAGAUGUUGAUGGCCUGGUUGUACUUGAUCA